GGGGAUGGCUACAGGCGGAACACCUUGCACAGGGCAGUCUCCUCCCGGGCAUUGCAGUGUCUGGUCGUCGCUCUCUGAAGAACAAAACUGCCUACCACAGGGGAAGGAGCUAAAGAGAGGAAGACACAGGAGAGAGAAGGAGAGAAGGAGGGAGAGAGCGAGAAGCAGCAUCACACGGUCUCUUCUCCUGGAUGCCUCAGAAGACCAGGAGAAAAGUGGCGUGAUGUGAUGAAGAGAGAGAUGCAAUAAAACGGAGGAAAGGCAGGAAAGAAGAGAAUAAAGGAGACUUAAAAGAGAAAAAAGGGAAAAAAAGACAAAGAAGGAAAGAAAUAAACAGAAAUGAAGAUAAUUAUGAUAGACUGACUCAAACUAAAGUUUUUUUUCCUAACAUAUUAACCCAGUCGUUCGUCUUCCUUCAGGUGGAGAUAAUCAUUAUCUUGACUGAUGUUUGGUAGAUAAAUAUUGAUAUUUAAAAAAAGAAAAGGUCAGACGAAGAAUUUCUUAAAAAAAAAAAAAAAGUCAGUGACCUUCAAAGCCGAGGCUGUAUUCACUGAGCCCACCCACCCUCUCACCUCCCUCUCCUUCUCCUUCUCUUCUCCCCCUUCCCCUCCUCCCCUCUUCUCCCCUACCCUCACCCCCAACCCCAACCCCCCACACACACCCCUAAACACAGAGACAAGCCACAACUUUGCCAGAAUCGCUCGAACAUCGGGCUAGGCAACACCGCCAUGUCUGCCUCCGUUUUCUGUUCGGAGAAAACGGAUAUGAAGAAGACACCCCCUGACCACGCCCCUUCUGCUCUCUCAAGGCCCGCCCAAUUACUCAAGUGGGCGGUGCUGGUAGCGCUAAUGGGCGUGUUUGUUUUACCAUUAGUGACGGCCCAACAUGGAGCAUUUGUAGGAAUACCUGGUAACUACUGCAGGUUCAGACGCCCGUCCGAGUGCUGCGACGGCCGCUACGACGAGUGUUCGGUGCCCAUCCAGGGGACACUCUGCUAUUGCGACCACUUCUGCAACCGGACGUACAACCCCGACUGCUGCCCCGACUACUGGGAGGUGUGUCUCGGACUCAAGCCGACGCCCGCGCCCAUCAGAACGUGUUUCAAGGAUGGAAUCUACAUACCAAGUGGGAAAAGUUACAAGUUUAACUGCAAUGAAUGCAAAUGCAACAACGGCGAGCUGCAAUGUGAGGAUGACGAGUGCAUGAUUGACGUAAGCCUCAUGAACCACAUCAACGGUCGGCCUCGAGACUACGGUUGGAGGGCCAAUAAUUACUCGGAAUAUUGGGGCAGAAAGAAGAGGGACGGGUUCUUAUACCGCACUGGCACUCUCAACCCCGAGGCACUGUCCCUGCAGAUGUACCCGAUCAUCCUGCGCCCCGACCCGUCCCGCAUCCCGAGCGAGUUCGACGCCCGACAGAAGCCCGAGUGGGUGGGUCGGGUGAGCGACGUCGGAGACCAAGGCUGGUGCGGCGCCUCGUGGGCUUUCUCGACGCUGGGGGUGGCGCAGGACAGGCUUUCCAUCGAAUCCUUUGGCAACGAGACGGUGAGACUCUCCCCCCAACACCUCCUGAGCUGCAGCAGGAGAGGCCAGAGGGGCUGCGAAGGCGGGCAUGUCGAUAGGGCGUGGCAGUACCUACGGAAGGUUGGUGUUGUGAACGAGGAAUGUUAUAGUUACGAAAGUGGCACUACCGGGAAGGUGCCAAGCUGCCGUAUUCCUAUCAGGGCCAACCUCUUCAGCCUCAGAUGCGCAUCAAAGGAGGUCGUGUACCAGAGACGAGACUUGUACAAGACAGAACCUCCCUACCGCAUCGCUGGCAAAGAGGAAGACAUCCAGUGGGAGAUCAUGACCAACGGACCCGUGCAAGCCAUCAUGAGAGUGUACAAGGACCUGUUCAUGUACGCCGGCGGUGUGUACAGGCACACAGGAUCUCCACAGGAUGACUAUGCCAUGCACUCCGUCAGGAUCGUUGGCUGGGGACAUGACAGUUCCUUGGGAGGAAGGCCUUCGAAGUACUGGCUGGUGGCCAACUCGUGGGGCAAGAGCUGGGGCGAGCGAGGGUUCUUCCGCAUCCAACGAGGCACAAACGAGUCGGAGAUCGAGUCGUUCGUCCUGACCGUCCGCGCUCGCCUCGCCGCCUACGACAGGAAGGCUAGGCGUCGAAGGCCAGGUCGCCACGCCCACCAUCACGACGCCCACCAUCACCCGGAAGCCCAGAAUCAGUUGGAUAGGAGUGGCUGGCUUAUCUAAGAGAGAAUUUUUUUUUUCUUUUUUUUUUGAGAGAGAGAGAGAAGGGAGGGGGGGAGGGGGGUAAAGGGGGUAUUUCCUGAGUUUUUGGUUAUAUAUUUUUUUUUUACUUUUUUUUUUGGUGGAUAACAGGUCGUUAUUUUUUCUUUUCUUUUCUUUUUUUAAUUAUACUUGAGAAAUUAUAUGAGAUAUCAUUAAAAAAAAACUUGUUUCUCUUAUAUAAUUGACAAAAAUAAUAAAACCCUUACCUCUUUUUUUUUUUUUUUUUUUUUUUUGCUUAGACAUUUAUUUUGUUUUUGGUGAAGGGCUGUACGUAACUCUCUUUUAAGUGAGUCAAAAACAAAUCGGUCUCGAAUCUAUAGUCUCCCUUCAGUGUUUAGUAAGUCAAUUCACUUCAGUUUUAAGUAAGUCAACUCACUUCAGUCUUAGGUCAUCUCACUUUACGUCUUACGCAAGUCAUCUCAAUUCCAUCUUAUGUAAGUCAGUAAGUUCAGUCUUAAGUCAACUCACUUCAGUCUUAAGUUAGUCAGUCGCGAGUCGGUCUUGGCUUGCGCGCGUUCUGAACUAGUUUCAAAAAUUCAGUCGUGAGUCAAUUCAAUUUUUUUUUUUUUAUUGCUGUCCUAGAUUCAGCACAUUUUUAUUUUUUCCACCACCACCAUUCAUUGGAAUCGAAUAAUCCUUUUUCCAAUCGUUAUUAUGAGAAAAUUAUUUUAUUUAGACUCGGUUGAAUAUUUUUAAAGUGAAAUGAUGCUUCAAUCAAGGCCUUUGUCUCAAUGUGCGAGAACUGAGGCCAAUGUUUGUGUAGAUAGUUUCAUAUAUACAAAACACUGCCAGUUGUGGAAGCUUUAAUUUUAAAUAAUGCCAUUUUGUGGGCGGUGAGAGUGUUUUAGAUAGAUAAGUAGAACAUAUAUGUAUAAAUAUACAUAUAUUUACUGUAUGAACAUGUGUGUCUAUAUAUAUAUAUAUAUAUAUAUAUAUAUAUAUAUAUAUAUAUAUAUAUAUAUAUAUAUAUCCCAGCCAUACAUUUAGGUACUGCCUACAUUCUCACUUUCCUUCAGAGGCAAGAGAAUAAGGUAGUUCAAUCCUCUCGGAAAGCCAGGUCAAAUACUGCCGUGACCUUUGACCUCGCUAACCUUUGGAUAUUUAGUUCUUUGUGAGCCUCUUUGCUUUAUUGAAAAAAAAACGCUUGUUGCAAAAGAAAAUAGUUAUUACUGAAUUGUUUUUGUCUUGUUAACCUAAUAUUUUCUUAUUCAGGAACUAUUAUCCACCUUUUGGUGUUGUUAAAAAUGCUGCUCUCAAAAUGACUUGUCAAUAUCUAAUAAAAACUUAAAUCAAGAUAUCAACUUAAAGGCAUUGAAUGCGUGUAAAUGACUGAGAGUGCCUUGCUUGUGCCUAUACAAUGUUUUAAAUGAAACACACUUGUAUAUUUUAUAUCAAACUGAUCAUUUCUACGAUCAACUGAACUUAAUUCGUAUUGUAAAUAUAAAAGAACUUUAUUACAAUACAUGUUAUAUUUCUAAUGGUAUGGAUACUUUAAUGGGUGUUCCAUUAAUGAAUAAAGUUAGUCAAGCUAUAUUUUAAUUAAACUCAAGGAAACUCUGAUAGAGUGCGUAGGUGCGUUAGUUUGUACUAUUUAGAAAUCCACUUUGAUAUGAGUGAAAAUAAGGAAGAUGGUUUAUGAUAAGAGAUUAUUUAAUUGCCUCAUUGACUGCUUUGCAACAUCGUGCAAUCUAAUCUCGUUUUUUAUUUUAUUAGUGUUUUUUUACCAAUCUAUCUUCUUAUCUUUUUUUUCUUAAUUUCUCCUUCUUCGUCUUUUUAUCAUAUUUUUUUCUUAAUUUCUCCUUCUUCGUCUUUUUAUCAUAUUUUUUUCUUAUUUUUUUAUCCUUCUUUACCUUCUCUUUCUUCGUCUAUUUCCUUCUUCCCAUUACUUGUGGAUUGUUUUUCUCAUCAUUUUUAUGGUUAUGUUCACCGACAGAUGUUUCUAUUCCACACAAGGAACUCGGUCUGUAGUAAGGAUUUAGAAUAAAUUUUAAAUGUAUUUGAAUUUAGUGAUUCUG
Molecule: messenger RNA, 4303 nt
Organism: Penaeus indicus
Lineage: Eukaryota; Metazoa; Arthropoda; Malacostraca; Decapoda; Penaeidae
Exons: 12
Coding region: 729-2249 (506 amino acids)
Biological process (GO): proteolysis
Cellular component (GO): lysosome
Molecular function (GO): cysteine-type peptidase activity
Source: RefSeq, a predicted model, not a curated record